AUGCCGAUUAACUUCAAAGGAAUCAAGGAAAUGAUGACGGUAUCAUUGAGCUUCGGCCUUGCCGUAAAGUCUUUCCAGCUAAUCAUCAUCGUCCUUGAAGUUCCGGCUCAACAUGCCUGUCAGGAUGUCACUGCUAGUGUCAAGAUCUAG
Messenger RNA from Fusarium proliferatum ET1, 150 nucleotides. RefSeq lists its product as uncharacterized. NCBI's taxonomy places the organism in Eukaryota, Fungi, Ascomycota, Sordariomycetes, Hypocreales, Nectriaceae. The record is from RefSeq and is a predicted model, not a curated record. Bases 1 to 150 code for a protein of 49 amino acids. The transcript is spliced from 3 exons.